Trametes versicolor FP-101664 SS1 is the source of this 1186-nucleotide messenger RNA. RefSeq lists its product as uncharacterized. The coding region runs from base 1 to 1068 and encodes 355 amino acids. The transcript has a single exon. The record is from RefSeq and is a predicted model, not a curated record. Lineage: Eukaryota; Fungi; Basidiomycota; Agaricomycetes; Polyporales; Polyporaceae.
AUGGAUAUCCACCUUGCCAGAACGCCCACUCCUGCGCUGCGUUCGCUUCGCCUUCAUCCGAGCUUCCUGUCCUGGCGCUCAGAUAUCUUCAAGAACUUAUCUGUCCUCGACAUCGAAGCACACCAGCGAGCGCUCGGCCUACCCAAUGAACGGGGAAUGCUAGGCGUCCUCCGGGAUUGUCCUAGUCUCGUGGAGCUACGCCUCUGCUUCAAGGGCAACUUCCCGGGUCCCAGUGUAUCCUCCACGGACCGAAUGCAUGAUGUGACGUUGCCGCACCUAUCUACGCUCUCGUUGGAAGAAUUCUCUCCUGCAGGUGUCGCGAACUUCCUCUCCCACCUGACGCUGCCCGCAUGCACCCGCUACAAUCUCCACCUCAAUCAGCCAGGCUCAGACUACACAUAUCCCUACUUCCCGAGAGUCUUUCCUGAAGACUUGGUCCGCUGUCCAGCGAUCUCUACCACUAAAGCUGCGGAGCUCGACUUCGACAGGGAUGCCCUCCUUCGCGUCUACCCAGUGAAUGUCGAGUCGAACACGCCUACCGUCGAUUUCACCCUUGGUUUACAUGGGGAGUACAAGCCAAUCCCCGUUGUGGCUAUUCCCGAUGGCGUCCUAGAGUCUACCGAAACUCUCGUAGUCGUCGGCUCUCCGGACAACAACGCUCAUGAUGGUACUUUCAAUUGGCUCGACGUGUUCCGCCAAGUGCCGCGUCUGCGCACGCUGCGCCUUAUGGGGCCCGAUGCCGCCGAUCUAGACGAGACUCUCUGGCCUUUGGUCCAGGGUGCCGGCCCGGACGACGUCGAGCUCAUUUGCCCCCAGUUGGAGUGCCUCGAGGUCGUAGGUCGCAGGUGGUACCAACCGUACACGGUCCUCAACGAGGAGUCGUUGGAGGACAUCGCGCGCAGCCGCAACUGCGGGGGCCACCAAAGGUCUUUUCGACGUCUACUUUUGGAGAAGGGUCACGUAUCCGAUGAGUGUGUCGAGCGCCUGCGCGAUCUCCAGGUAGACGUAGUUAUUUAUCUUGUUGAGGAGUACUCCUUCGGCUCUGAUGACGACGCAAUCUCUGAGUAGGUUUAUGUCUUGCCUAACGUCGACUCUUUCGCUUUCCCAGUACUCUCUUCUAGCAUUCAAAGUAGUCAAGCUUCGCAAGUAGAUACACCGUCGUCAAGGAUAUCGUCCAUCCAUGCUG